Molecule: messenger RNA, 222 nt
Organism: Nerophis lumbriciformis (worm pipefish)
Lineage: Eukaryota; Metazoa; Chordata; Actinopteri; Syngnathiformes; Syngnathidae
Source: RefSeq, a predicted model, not a curated record
AGCAUGUCUUCAAAGGCUCACAGUUCCAAUAACAUCGCCCAUGCUAGACGGACUGUGCAGCAGCUGAGGAUAGAGGCCAGCAUCGAUAGGAUAAAGGUAUCCAAGGCCUCGGCGGACCUUAUGACUUACUGCAACGUUCACGCCAAAAACGACCCUCUCCUCAUGGGCAUCCCCGCCUCAGACAAUCCCUUUAAGGACAAAAAACCCUGCACAAUAUUGUAG